Anneissia japonica is the source of this 1571-nucleotide messenger RNA. Its product is annotated as homeobox protein Nkx-2.5-like. Gene Ontology annotation, biological process: cell differentiation; regulation of transcription by RNA polymerase II. Gene Ontology annotation, cellular component: nucleus. The transcript is spliced from 2 exons. Bases 169 to 1020 code for a protein of 283 amino acids. NCBI's taxonomy places the organism in Eukaryota, Metazoa, Echinodermata, Crinoidea, Comatulida, Comatulidae. Gene Ontology annotation, molecular function: RNA polymerase II cis-regulatory region sequence-specific DNA binding; DNA-binding transcription factor activity, RNA polymerase II-specific. The record is from RefSeq and is a predicted model, not a curated record.
UGUUCUUUGCAAUACGUCAAUCUGUGAUCUAUGCCGCACCUACAACAUUAACAAAAACACCCGCGGCAAUCGAUCUGUCAAUAACUUGAGGAAGUUUCGUUACAAAAUUAUUAUAGGGCCUAGGUACCUUCUAAGUAGAGAGGACAGAAAGAACUCCAGCAAACGAACAUGAAUUUCGACAGCUCCGAUCAGUUCAAGAACCCGCACCUGAUGACCACUUACACUCAAGCGCCUUCCAUAGCAACUGCAAAUAAUACACCUUUCUCGGUGAAAGAUAUCUUGAAUUUAGCAGAGCAGCAUCUGUACCAGUUCCCUUUCGUUGACUAUUCACACGCAACAUCACUUUUCCAGCAAGAAGUCCACAGUAGCCAUUGCACGGACAUGGAUACCAACACGGCAUCCGUUUACUCACCCUAUAUCCAUGAGAUUCGAGAAAUGCCGGAAAAAUAUAAGGUUCAGGAUCAGUCAUCUACAUGCGAUCAAGCUGAUGAAAUUUGUCAUCUAGAUUCAAUGUCUCAACGGGAUAUUGUCGUGAAGCUGACGAAAGAUGUGGACCCAAUUAAGCCAACAAAACCUCGACAACGACGCAAACCAAGGGUACUAUUUUCCCAGGCCCAAGUUUUUGAACUUGAACGACGUUUUAAACAGCAAAAAUAUCUAUCAGCACCCGAGAGAGAUCAUCUCGCAAAGGUACUAAAGCUUUCGCCGACCCAGGUAAAAAUUUGGUUUCAGAACAGACGAUACAAAUGCAAACGGCAGCGCCAGGAUAGAAACUUGGAGCUAGAAGACCAUGGUCAGUUACCAUCUCGCCGCGUACCUGUACCGGUUCUGGUCCGCGAUGGGCGUUCAUGCCUCACCUCUCCGCCCCCUUAUAACUUUAACACCCCCCAAUACGUUAUGGACAUGAAUUGCCCAUCGCCGUAUGGUUCACAUUUUUCGUAUGGUACCUCAAGCCAACAGACCAUGUCACCUCAAUGCAACUAUAUCCAGUCGCCGAUUCAAGACCUCAGACCAUGGUAGGAGUUGGCAAUGUUGAACACAGAGAUUGGACGAAGUCGGGUGUGUGUGUGUGUGUGUGUGUGUGUUUGGUGGGGCGUUGGUCAAUCAUACUUAUAUUACCCAAUAACGCGAUGGGCGCGAGCCAGAACAAAGAAAGUCUACAUCGGAUGUUGUCCGUGUUUCUAAUGUGUAGUCUAAUUUUGUCUGUCACUGGGAGGAAUAUUUUCAAUCUUAUCAUCACAUAUUUUGGCCCGACACGGGAAACUUGAAAGACUGAUAAUGCUAUAGGCCUACAUGCUGACUGCUUCGAUCUAGGAGGAAAAGUUUAAAAUAAAACGAUGUAAAUAAUUAUUUUAAUUUAGCGUAACAAUUAGCUACUGUCAGUAAAUAAUUAUUAGAAAAAAGGUUUUUAAGAUUAUGGCUUGUGGUAGACGACUCGUCUACCACAUCUACUUUGGUAGAUACGGCUAGUUACAACAUAAGCAGUUUUUUGGAAAACCAUUAUUAAUAAUAGUUUAUAAGUAUUAAGUAGUUUUAUAAGUGCUCUCAAGUUAUGUAUUUCCGGUAAUUUG